AUGAUCGCUAAGCUUCUUCUCGCCGCCACCCUCUUGUACGUCGCUUCGGCUGACACAUGCAUCCACUGCAUCUGUCUCCAUGAGUCCGGUUGCAAGCCCGUCGGAUGCCACAUGGACGUCGGAUCGCUGUCAUGUGGUUAUUACCAGAUCAAAAUGCCCUACUACGAGGACUGCGGCACGCCUGGCCGCAAGAGCGGUGAAGACCUAACGACCGCAUGGAAGAGAUGUGCUGACGACUACGACUGCUCUACUAAAUGCGUGAACGCGUACAUCAACCGCUACAAGGGUGGAUGUGCAUCAACUGGUGAAGGAGCCUGUCAAGUGAUGUCUCGCCUCCACAACGGUGGACCAUCUGGAUGCAAGAUCUCCGGCACUGUUGGAUACUGGAACGCUAUCAAAUCGUGCUGUGGAUGCUCAUAA
This is a messenger RNA of Ostertagia ostertagi, 420 nucleotides long. The record is from the annotation of a GenBank genome assembly. Lineage: Eukaryota; Metazoa; Nematoda; Chromadorea; Rhabditida; Trichostrongylidae.